AACUCUCACCGUUUUCAUUCAGAGGGCAUAUCGUGUGAGUUUCAGGACUCAUAGUUGCACACCUCGAUGCACAGCCUAGCAACCUGGACAAGUUAGGGGCUUACUCUGCUCUCGCGAGCUUUCCCAAACACUUGAGAAGGGAAUUUCAUGUUCCGCCUCGUCUUUUAGGGUACAUUCCGCGUGCGUGUCAGGAAUGCUGACACAAAGCCAACGAACGGUUGUGAGCAUUGCGAGUCAUCACUGUUGCUGACCUGUCAAGACCUCCACCGUCGAGAGCUUCUAGUCAGAGAGCGUGACACGCACGGGGAAUGCACCCUUAUCCUUCUCUCACUUUUUAGAGUCUCUUUGUUUUGGACCCAUUUUCUGCGCGCACUCGCUCGUUCCCAAGAUUUUCCGCUGCUAAGCAGAAACUGGGAUGCGAACAAGAAGAAGAAUCGAGGAUGCCACCGUUUCCGUCGCUGCCGGGGUUCCGGCGGUUCAGCCCGACAGACGAGGAGCUGCUCGGCUUCUACCUGCAGCGCAAGGUCGACGGCACCCUCGACGACGGCGGCUUGCUCGUCGAAGUCGACAUUCUCAAAUGCGAGCCGUGGGACCUCCCUCCCGAGUCGUGCUUUGAUGCCGGCCAGCGGUACUUCUUCUGCACGCUCGACAAGAAGUACCCGCGCGGGGCGCGCAUGAAUCGCGCCACGCCGAGCGGAUAUUGGAGGUCCACGGGCCCGCUUAAGAGAAUCUGGAGCUCGUGCAAGACGGCGAUCAUAGGGACCAGGAGGACGCUCGUGUUCUACCGCGGGCGAGCGCCGCACAGCGACAAGACGGGCUGGGUGAUGCACGAGUACCAGCUCGAGUCCGAGUCGCUGUCCCGCGCCGCCGCUCCCGCGGCGCACUGCGUGCUGUGCCGCGUGUUCGAAAAGAGCCCCGCCGCUGUGAAUUCCACGUCGCCGAUCGAGCAAGGCGAAGGGACGGCGCCUGUCAGCGAGCUCACGUGGGAGACGGGAAGAGGAAGCGGCGGCGGAGGAGGAGGGCCUAAUGGUACGAAUGGGGUCGGGACCCGUCCGCCCGCAGCGACGGCGCCAGCAGCUUCUCCACCGCCCUCGCGUCCUUCACCCCUCCUCCUCCCCUUCCAUCACAAAAAUGUGGACCUCUCCUAUAUUGUAGGUAUAGUUGUUCGUAUAGCAAGGCUACUCCGUAGCAGACGUACCUAUGCCAUACCUACUGUAUACCUACUCCGUAUUUCUGAUCCUGGAAUUUUGGGAUGUCCUCCUCCUCUUCCUGCUGCUGAUGCCGAAACGCCUCCCGCUCCUCCGGGCACAUUCCCGCCUUUGUCUCAGGAGGCUGGGUCUGUGGAUUCCCCGUUCUUGACGUCGGAUGAGGAUUUUACCUGGAUGGACGAAUUCUGGAAGGGGCUCGCCAAUGAAUCCCCCUUGCCGAAUGGGCCCAUUGCCGCGCCUCAGCCCUCUAUUAAUCUACCGGAAGGCAUUUCGUUUGGCGAUUUUAUCAAGGAUACACCCGCCAAUGAUCUGCACCCCUACGAUGCCUCACUCCCCGCCCCUCUUGCCGCUCCUGCCGCUCUUGCUGCGCCUGUCCCACCUGCGGCUGCAGCUGUGGCUGCGGCAGCAGGUUCCGCGCCACCUGCACCUGCACCUGCUGGCGGAGUCUCUCCAGCGGCCCCUCGGGCCGUGCCCGCGCACCAGCGGGCAGCGCCAGCAGCAGGCGGAGCAGCCACGAUCGCAGCAGCCGCCGCAGUGCUGGCUAAAGCCAUGGUGGCAUGGAGCGCCGCCGCAGCAGCAGGGCGAGGCUCCACUCCUCGCUCUAAUGCGGAUGGUCUCGCCCCCAUCCGUUGCGCCACUCCCACCAUUCCCGCGAACACCGCGAGAGCAGCGGUGCGGCCCAGUUCGCGGCUGGUGCAUGCAGCGGGCACGAGGAGGUCGGUGCCUGGAAGCUCGUCCAUGGCGGGGCGGCGUGUGCGCAGGCGGGCGUUCAACUCGCCGGGGGCGGGUAGAAGGAGCAUACCUGUGUCGCUGAACCUGGGUGUGCGACCUGUUGCUGCGGCGCCCUCUCACCCGCAUCCCGCGCAGGCGUAUGGCAGAGUGGGUGAUGAAGAGGGCAUGGUCGCAUCACCGUCAAUGGCUGCUUUGGACUUGCCGAGAUUGGCCUCCGUUGCAGAGGUCGCAGGGCUCUUUACUGCUGAAGGUGUGGACAGACAUGGGGCUCGGAUGAGGAUCGACCCUCCUGCUGCCCCUCCUGCUGCUGCUGCUGCUGCUGCUGCUGCUCCUGCUGCGCCUGCUGCCCCUGCUGCUCCUGCUGCGCCUGCUGCCCCUGCUGCCCCUGCUGCUGCUGCUGCUGCUCCUGCUGCUCCUGCCGCUCCCGGCGCCUAUGCUGUUGCUGGUGAGGGCGUUGCUGUACGGCCCCAGGCGCUGCAGCGACACACUUUGCAUCCCGACAUGUUACAGCCACCGACAGCACACGAACAGGACUGGCUGGCAGAAAUAGUCAAUCUGGAAGAUUUGGAGCUCUUUGGUGCCGCUGUCCCUGUGGCCCCUGCUGCUCCUGCUGCCCGUGCUCCUCGUGAUGGUGGACGAGGCGUUCCUAUAGCCGAGACACCUAUAGCUGGUGCGCUUGUGCCUGACCGUGCGUUCGAGCCCCCUGUGCCUGUGCCUUGUGCUCCCGCCAGGGCUGAUGCUGGCCCUCUGGGACCUGCCCCAGCUGCCUUUGCUGCUGCUGCUGCUGCCGCUGCUUCUGCUGCUGCUGCUACUGCUGCGCCGCUAGUACCCCCUCCUGCCGCCGCUGUAGCUGCAACAGCGCCCGCGCUGGUUGCCGCUGCAGCAGUGGUUGGCGCGGUCGCUCCUGCUGUCGCUGCUGCUGCCGUGCCAGCGCGUGACAGGCUUGAAGCAGUAGCAGCAGCAGCAGCAGCUAUAGGUUGGGCUUGGCCUGGGGAGGUAGCCGGGAUGGGCAGCCCAGCUGAGGGUGGUGCUCUGGACAGUUGGGGGCAUCUGGGGGACGGCCACGGCGGGCAGGAGGCUGCCAGGGCGGACGAGCGUGCAAUGGCGGACGAGCGUGCAAUGGCGGACGAGCGUGCAAUGGCGGACGAGCGUGCAAUGGCGGACGAGCGUGCAAUGGCGAACGAGCGUGCAAUGGCGGACGAGCGUGCAAUGGCGGACGAGCGUGCAAUGGCGGACGAGCGUGCAAUGGAGGACGAGCGUGCAAUGGCGGACGAGCGUGCAAUGGCGGACGAGCGUGCAAUGGCGGACGAGCGUGCAAUGGCGGACGGGCAUGCAAGGGCGGACGAGCGUGCAAGGGCGGACGGGCAUGCAAGGGCGGACGAGCGUGCAAGGGCGGACGGGCAUGCAAGGGCGGACGAGCGUGCAAUGGCGGACGGGCAUGCAAGGGCGGACGAGCGUGCAAGGGCGGACGGGCAUGCAAGGGCGGACGAGCGUGCAAGGGCGGACGGGCAUGCAAGGGCGGACGAGCGUGCAAGGGCGGACGGGCAUGCAAGGGCGGACGAGCGUGCAAGGGCGGACGGGCAUGCAAGGGCGGACGGGCAUGCAAGGGCGGACGGGCAUGCAAGGGCGGACGGGCAUGCAAGGGCGGACGGGCAUGCAAGGGCGGACGGGCGUGCAAUGGCGGACGAGCGUGCGAUGGCGGACGAGCAUGCAAGGGCGGACGAGCGUGCAAGGGCGGACGGGCAUGCAAGGGCGGACGGGCGUGCAAUGAGUGCAAUGGCAGCAGAGCGUGCACUGGUGGAAGGGUAUGAAAUGAUGGAAGAGAAUGUAAUGGCGGGAAUGCGUGCACUGGUGGAAGACCAUGCGACGCCGGAAGAGCUUGAUUCUGCAUGGGACGGAGCAUCGUUCGUGAUUCUUCAGUGCUUGCAGGGUUCCCCACCACAGUGUCUGGGGGUACUGGAGCGGAGGCAGCAGCUGACAGAAGGAGGUGAGGCGGAGGCACUUGGUCUGCUAGGGGAGUUGGCUGGUGCUGCUCCAGCGGCAGCAGCUGAAGGCGCGGGUGGAGCUCCUGAGUUGUGGUCGCGGGACAGUCUACAACCGCAGGUGGUACACGAGCAGGGAUGGCUGGCAGCGGAGGCAGACCUUAUUUUUGGUGCAGGUUAUGACGAUUCUGAGUGUGAGGGUGCAGAGUUUCCUGGUGUGGAGGAUCUGGAGCUCAUUGGUGAUGACUUUGAUGGGGCAAGAGGCAGAGGCACGGAUGCCUUUGAUGGGAGCAGUUUCAACCCGAUGGAGGCGGAGGGCGAUGGUGUGGAGCCAGCCGCUACCGAGCCCAUUGAAUGGCUGGCAGGGUUUGUUGACGAUGCAGAAUUUGAGGGUGACGAGUCUGACGACGCAGACUUUCAGGGCGCAGAGUUUGAGGGUGCAGAAUAUGAGGGUGUAGAGUUUGAGGGCGCAGAGUUUGAGUGUGCAGAGUAUGAGGGUGCAGAGUUUGAGGGUGCAGAGUGUGAGGGUGCAGAGUUUGAGGGCGCAGAGUGUGAGGGUGCAGAGUGUGAGGGUGCAGAGUGUGAGGGUGCAGAGUGUGAGGGUGCAGAGUGUGAGGGUGCAGAGUUUGAGGGUGCAGAGGUUGAGGGUGCAGAGUUUGAGGGUGCAGAGGUUGAGGGUGCAGAGGUUGAGGGUGCAGAGUGUGAGGGUGCAGAGUUUGAGGGCGCAGAGUGUGAGGGUGCAGAGUGUGAGGGUGCAGAGUGUGAGGGUGCAGAGUGUGAGGGUGCAGAGUGUGAGGGUGCAGAGUUUGAGGGUGCAGAGGUUGAGGGUGCAGAGUUUGAGGGUGCAGAGGUUGAGGGUGCAGAGGUUGAGGGUGCAGAGUAUGAGGGUGCAGAGUAUGAGGGUGCAGAGUAUGAGGGUGCAGAGUAUGAGGAGUAUGAGGGUGCAGAGUAUGAGGGUGCAGAGUAUGAGGGUGCAGAGUAUGAGGGUGCAGAGUAUGAGGGUGCAGAGUGUGAGGGUGCAGAGUAUGAGGGUGCAGAGUAUGAGGGUGCAGAGUGUGAGGGUGCAGAGUAUGAGGGUGCAGAGUAUGAGGGUGCAGAGUAUGAGGGUGCAGAGUAUGAGGGUGCAGAGUAUGAGGGUGCAGAGUAUGAGGGUGCAGAGUAUGAGGGUGCAGAAUAUGAGGGUGCAGAGUAUGAGGGUGCAGAGUGUGAGGGUGCAGAGUAUGAGGGUGCAGAGUAUGAGGGUGCAGAGUAUGAGGGUGCAGAGUAUGAGGGUGCAGAGUAUGAGGGUGCAGAGUAUGAGGGUGCAGAGUAUGAGGGUGCAGAGUAUGAGGGUGCAGAGUAUGAGGGUGCAGAGUAUGAGGGUGCAGAGUGUGAGGCUGCAGAGUAUGAGGGUGCAGAGUGUGAGGGUGCAGAGUGUGAGGGUGCAGAGUAUGAGGGUGCAGAGUAUGAGGGUGCAGAGUGUGAGUGUGCAGAGUAUGAGGGUGCAGAGUAUGAGGGUGCAGAGUAUGAGGAUGCAGACUUUGAGGUGAUGUUUGAGGAUGCUUUUGUUCUGCAUCACGUGGAGCACUUUGGUGGUGCUGCUGCCCCUGCUGCCUCUGCUUCUCAUGAUGGUGUGCGUGGCGUUCCUACAGCUCAUGUUCCUAUGGCGGGUGUACCUGUACCUGACCGUGUGUAUGAGCCCCCUGUGCCUGGUGCCCCCGCCAGGGCUGGUGCCAGCCUUCCCCUCGAGGGACGCGCACCGGCUGCCCCACCUGCCCCACCUGCACCACCUGCGCCACCUGCAGCUGCUGCGCCGCUGCUAGUGCCCCCUCCCGCCCCUGCAGCGGUUGUGGCACCCGUUCCAGCUGCUAAUGCUGCAGCACCAGUCGCUCCUGCUGGUGCUGCUGAUGCAGCGCUGGUGCUUGGUGCGCCUAGUUCUGCAGCAGCGGCCAGGCUUGAAGCAGAAGCAGCAGCAGCAGCAGCAGCAGCAGCAGCAGCUGUAGCAGCUGAAGCAGCAGGCCAUGGGUUUGAGCUUGGGGCGGGAGCUAGGCUUGGCACACCAAAUCAGGGUGGUCCCGUGGGUCGUUGGUUGCAGGUGUGGGACGGCCAAGGAAGGCAAGGGCGUGUGGGGAUGGAAGAGCGAGCAGAGACAGCAGAGCUUGCAAUGAUUGUGGCGGAACUAGAGCACGGAAGGGUGCACACACGGCCACAGACGUUUCGACGGAUUUUACAGAGUCCACGUCAACGGCCACAGCCGGUACCACUGCUGAGGCAACAGCUGGCAGCAGAACGUGAGGCUGAGGCACUCGGUCUGCAAGGGGAUUUGGGUCCCGCUGCUGCUCCAGCGGUCGAAGAGGAGGGAGGAGCUGCUGGGGAAGGCGCUGCAAAGCAGAUCAGAGCACCCGGCGACAGAGAGGUGGACAGAAGCAGGGCAGAGAGAGGUGAAGGGCUUGCUGCUGCUGCUCCAGUGGCAGCAGUUGAAGGUGUGGGAGAGGCUCCUGAAGAGGGUGCUGCAGUGCAGAUCAGAGCAGCUGGCGACGGAGAUGUGGAGAGAGGCAGAGCCGACGAAGAUCGGGAUGCGGAUGGGGCAAGAGGCAGAGGCAGACGCAGGGGCAGGGGUGUCACAGAUGAGAGCCUUCCCAACCCGAUGGAGGCGGAGGGGCCUGCGGGCCCCGCUGCUGCAACUCCAUCCCAGAAGAUGGUGACAGUCGGCGUGCUGGCGGGUGGUGCUGCUGCAGCAGGCAGUCCUGAUUCCCUCGGGCACGUUGGUAAAGCUUUAGACGUUGCCCAAUCCAACGACGCUUCCACGGCAAAGGUGGAGAAACGCAUGGCAGCAGCGACAGCGGUGGCAGCAGCGUCAGCGGUGGCAGCAGCCGUGGUGCAACAGCCAGCAGCAGAACCGGCCACAGCUGCUGCAGGGGUGCCAAUGAAAGCUGCAGUUCUAGUGUUGCGUGCUGCAGCGCCUGCAGCAACUGCCAGUGCUGGUGCUGCUUCUUCAGGCCUCUCUAGUGAACCCAAUGCCCACUCCUCCCGUCCUCCCCCUCCGCCUCUGGUGCCAGUGCAAAGGGAGGGAGAGUCAGAGAGCAACAGUGAGGGCGAGGAGCAGCGGUCCGUGUGUGCUGGUGCUCGCCCCAUCGCACGUCUGAGUGUGGAGGAGGAGGUGUUCAAGCCGCGCUGGGGUGUGGAUUCCUCAGGGACGCUGCUGCCGGCAGCCAGGCUGAUCGGGGGAAGUGGGGGAGGAAGAGGAAUGGGGGGAAUGGGACGAGCUGCCGAGGUGUGGGAGGUGGAUACGGAAGAGGUGGACUCAUCUGUGUUGACUGAUGAAGAAAAUGACGACCCUGAUUUGCUGGAUACUGCCUGCAGUGGGGGCUCAAGGGGGUCGGGUGGAAGCAGGGAAGCAGGGAGGAAACAGGAAGGUGGUGAGGGAAUCAGUAGCAGCGGCGGCAGAACGGUGGUGAGGCGGCACAGAGUAGUCGGCACUAGUGGUUGGGUUCAGAGGCCGCCUAAGGUGGUGGAUGAAGAUUCAGUUGGGUCUGCCCCAGAAAUAAACCUGCCCGGGGAAAGGGCAGCUGGUGCAAGGAGGGAAUGGAAGAGUGGUGGUGGUUUGUGCAGCAGGUAUGGGAAGAGUCGGCUGCUUGAGCAGAGGGUGCUGCUGUGGAUGGCUUUGGCUGUGUGUUUCGUUUUUGUGGGCGUGAUAAUGGCGCCUGCUUGGCGUGUGAGCCCUCUGUUGCUCUCAGCAUGAGAAUCGUGCUAGGAGGCAGUAGGCUUUGUUUUGUUUAUGUUUCCCGUUUUGUUUGGUUGCUUGUUUUGUGUGUGCGUAAGCACCACAUCCGGGCAGGGUGUCUCCCUUGUAAAUAAAACUUGCCUGCAGCAGUAAUGUCUGUGCAGCAGUAAUGUCUGUACAGAUAGCAUGUUUUGCACCAAUAAAAUGUAUCGACUCCA
Messenger RNA from Closterium sp. NIES-67, 7843 nucleotides. NCBI's taxonomy places the organism in Eukaryota, Viridiplantae, Streptophyta, Zygnematophyceae, Desmidiales, Closteriaceae. The record is from the annotation of a GenBank genome assembly.